Molecule: messenger RNA, 2237 nt
Organism: Melanotaenia boesemani (Boeseman's rainbowfish)
Lineage: Eukaryota; Metazoa; Chordata; Actinopteri; Atheriniformes; Melanotaeniidae
Product: regulator of G-protein signaling 21-like
Exons: 5
Coding region: 281-838 (185 amino acids)
Source: RefSeq, a predicted model, not a curated record
UAAUAGGGAGUAAGGCAUCAAGAGGAGGGAGGCAUACAUGUAGCACACUGUGAGUAUGUGUUGUUUCUAACUGUGAAGUAGGAGGAGAGGAGCAACAAGGCGGAGGAGGAGGAAGGGGUGCUUCCUCUUUAGUCUGGGUUUAGCUGCUGAUGUAUCCCAGCAGCCCCAGCUUGUAGUGACAGAAAGUAUAAAAGCUGCAUCGCAGGGGGGAACCCUCCCAAGUGUCUGAGCCACAGCAUGACCAGGACCGAGAGCCUGAGAGUGUGGACCUAACAAAACAAUGCCAAGCUUAAUCGCCGAACCUCUCAACACACAGCACUUCAUCAUGGACAGAGAUGACAGGAAGAGAAACAAGAACAUUGGAAAGAACUUCAUGUGCCGACUCCAGUGCAUGUUCUCCCACUCGUCAAGCUCUGAGAGGCUAAGUUUAGAAGAUACCCAACAAUGGUCACAGUCACUGGAAAGGCUUCUCGAGUCUAAAUAUGGACUGGCUACUUUUCGUAACUUUCUCAAAUCUGAAUACAGCGAUGAGAAUAUUGAAUUUUGGCUCACGUGUGAGGACUACAAAAAGAUCAAGUCUUCAUUCCGAAUGUCGUCGAGAGCUAAAAAGAUUUACGAGCAGUUUAUCAAAGCAGAGUCACCGAAAGAGAUCAACAUUGACUAUCACACUCGAGAGCAGAUCAAAAGGAACGUCAAGACUCCCACCACGCAGUGCUUUGACGAUGCUCAGAAGAUAGUUUAUGGGCUGAUGGAAAGAGACUCGUACCCGCGGUUCCUCCGCUCAGACAUUUAUAGAACUCUCCUGGAAAACCUCGCCGCUGACGCCACAAAAGGAUGAAAGCAUGGUCAGGAGAAGAGAGAGAAAGGACAUGAAACCCAUAACUGGAAUGCUUGAGCUCCUUCAAGAGGAAGAACUGACAACAAAAAGAAGGAAGGAGGGUCAGCUAGUGCAAUGCACGGACACAAGCAGAGGCCUCGCAGCUCAGUAUCACCACUUUAUCCACAAGCAAGCCAUUCCUCACAAUGAGCACCACACACCUGAGGACUGUGCAUGAACAGGAAGCAGCCUUCAUGAUAACGAGCCUGUAGAGUGUGUUUGCACUGGAUGAUAAGUUUGUGUUGGAUGACUGAACACUUUUGACAGUUAAAGAAUCAGCAGGGUGAUAGGCUCCUGCUCUAAGUGUGCAGCUGCAUAAGCAAACCAUUCUACAGACGCUCUUUGCAGAGGUGUUUCCUAUGCAGAUAAAGAUAGAGGAUGUACGAUGCAACAGUCACACUCGAUUAACUGAAUGUGUGUGUUGAGAAGGAGAAUUUAGUUAUGGUGUUGAACUGUUUAAAUUUACUUUGAAUAAGCUGGCUCAUUAUCAAAUGACAGCGCAAAGGAAAACAAAAAGAAUUCCCUGCAAACAGGAUUUAACACUGACACUGUAUGACUUCUUUAGUAAAAAGUUGUAGAAUGCUAUUUUUGUUUUUGCAGGAGACUUUCUAGGACUCUUUAAAACUUUUUCCUUUCCUGUCAACCUGUAUCGCUCUGAUACUGGAUUAAAAAAAAAAACAAAAAAACUUCUGCACAUUCAUUUUUACACAUUUAGGCUGAGUGCAGUUGAUAUUUUGUACCAAUAUUUUGCAUAUUCAAGAUUAAAUACUUUCUUCCUAGAAAGUAUAAAUAGUUUCUUUAAAUGAAAAUCCAGGAAAUAUAUAUAUUUAUACUAACCAAACAUAAGUGUGCACAUUUUUUGGUUUGUAUUUUUUUUUUUUUUUUUUAUAACUUGCACUUCCUAUUCACAGCUGCUGACUUCAAAUUUGAUUCUUCACAGGGUGACGGCUGGCCAAAAUCCAAACCAAAUUCUUAUGACACUGAAAUGUGAAGAGAUUUGUGUAAUGAAACUUUUGAGUUUAAUAAUGAUAGAAAUAGGACAUUUCACUUUGCAUGAUGAAAUGUUGAAAUUCCUAUAUAUAUAUAUAUGUAUAUAUAUAUACAUAUAUAUAUAUAUAUGAUUGUAUGUAUGUAUAUAGGCUUAGGCUGAGACUAAGCCUUGUUACUGUUUUCCAAAGCACAUUGUGUGGAUGUGUUAUUACUUUGUGGUGGUUAAUAGUUCAAUUAACUUGAAAGUUAAACAAUGUAUAUUAUUAUUUAUUAUUCAUUGUCAUUAUUCAAGUGCAAAGUUUGCUGCAGUGUUGAAAAGCUUGUGAAAAUAUUAAUGAUUUCAAAGACAUUAAAUUAUUUAAUAGCUUGA